CAAUAUUUGUUAACAACUCCAUAUCAACAUGCUUGAGCCCUCAGCGUACAGUCCGCUGACCCGAGAUGAUGAGAUAAGGCUAUUGGGAUUACAACCUGGCAAGAAGACUCAGCGGAUCAUUAUCAGCCUAAAGCAUGUCAUACUCGAUGCAAGUGUUAGAUAUGAAGCUUUGUCUUAUGAAUGGAAAUCGGAGGAGGGUAGCGAAACCGUACAAUGUGGAUCUUUCUCAAUCGCAGCAACAAAAAAUUUGAUUAGAGCCUUGAAAGCUCUUCGGCACCCGGAUAAGCCGAGAUGGCUCUGGGUUGAUGCACUUUGCAUCAAUCAAGAGGAUAUAGACGAAAAGAGCAAACAGAUUCCUAUGAUGCGCGAUAUAUACUCCGGUGCGACUAUCGUCCUUGUCUAGUUGGGAGAAGGCAGCGUUAUGACUAAGGCGGCUCUUGAGGUCAUUCAAUCAUUGGCUUUGAUGUGUCUACAGCGACUCGAAGGUCAUCUACACGAAACUAUGGUUCCAGGAAUUGCGCAGAUACUGAGAGAACGACCAAAAAGUUCUCUGUUCACAUCUGAUAAGGAUGCGUUUUUGACCUCGAUACGGCCUGACAGUCCUCAGGCAGUAAAGCCUUACACUCUUCCUCGACGUCCAAAACUGAGUGAUGACGUUAUCUUCAGAUUUAAAGAUAGAAAAUUGUGGAAGAAGAUUGACGGCAUGUUUGCUAGUAGCUAUUUUAGUAGAUCAUGGGUCAUACAAGAGGUCGCUGUGGGACGGGAAGUGUUCAUCGUCUGCAC
This is a messenger RNA of Hyaloscypha bicolor E, 783 nucleotides long. RefSeq names its product HET-domain-containing protein. NCBI's taxonomy places the organism in Eukaryota, Fungi, Ascomycota, Leotiomycetes, Helotiales, Hyaloscyphaceae. The record is from RefSeq and is a predicted model, not a curated record. Bases 29 to 403 code for a protein of 124 amino acids. The transcript has a single exon.